CCAACCCGGGAACUUCCAUCUCUCACACCCAAGCUUCUGUGCUUCCCUCUGCCAUGAAGGUCUCCGCAGUGCUUCUGUGCCUGCUGCUCACAGUGGCCACCUUCAGCAUCCGGGUGCUUGCUCAGCCAGGUUCAGUUUCCAUCCCAAUUACCUGCUGCUUCAGUGUGGUCAAAGGGAAGAUCCCUAUGCAGAAGCUAGAGAGCUACACAAGGAUCACCAACAUCCAGUGUCCCCAGGAAGCUGUGAUCUUCAAGACCAAAACAUCCAGAGAGAUCUGUGCUGACCCCAAGCAGAAGUGGGUCCAGGAUUUCAUGAAGCGCCUGGACCAAAAGUCCCAAACCCAGAAACCUUGAACCUUUAUACCCGGACUGGAGAGACAGAGCCUGAAGAAAAUCUUAUUUAUUUUCCCCCAACCCUCCCCAAGGGCAGAGUGAUAUUAUUUUUUUACAAUCCCAACAAUAGCACUUUGUAUAAUAAUUUAAAGCACAUUUCUUAAAUACUAUUUAAUUAUAUUUAAGUUAUUGAUGUUUUGACUUUGUCUGAUAUAAAUGUUAGCAAAUGUAAAGUAUAAAAUCUGGUGGCAUGUUUUCUUUCCUGUGAACUCAGUCAAGUUCAUGGCAGGAUGUCAUUGUUCUCCCUCCAACCUGCCUACAGUAUUGUCAGGUCCUUCCAUGGAUCACCAGAAUGAAACACUCCCGAAUUCUUAGAAAGUCAAUGCUCCUGUACUGCUGUGUAGUGUUGUUGAAAUUCAUGUUAUUUAAUGACUAUAUGGCAAUUUCAAAGAAAAAAUAUAUGACUUUAAACCUGU
Molecule: messenger RNA, 808 nt
Organism: Herpailurus yagouaroundi (jaguarundi)
Lineage: Eukaryota; Metazoa; Chordata; Mammalia; Carnivora; Felidae
Gene: CCL8
Product: C-C motif chemokine ligand 8
Exons: 3
Coding region: 54-353 (99 amino acids)
Biological process (GO): antimicrobial humoral immune response mediated by antimicrobial peptide; positive regulation of GTPase activity; chemokine-mediated signaling pathway
Cellular component (GO): extracellular region
Molecular function (GO): chemokine activity; CCR chemokine receptor binding
Source: RefSeq, a predicted model, not a curated record